AUGUCCACUCGAGUCUACGUUGGCAAGCUUCCUCCUGAUGUCCGCCGCGGCGACAUUGAGGACCUCUUCCGCGACUACGGCCGCCUCCACGAUGUCCGCAUCAUGGGCUCGUUCGGCUUUGUCGAGUUUGAGCACCCUCGUGACGCCGAAGACGCCGUCAAGGACUUUGACGGCAAGAACUUCAUGGGCGAGCGCAUCCUAGUUCAGCACGCAAAGAGCGGCGAGCGUCGCCGUGAGCCUGCUGGCUAUGGAGGCGACUCGUACGGCCGCGUUGGUGCUGGCGGCAGCAGCUACGGCAGGGACGCGCCGUCCUCCCGCUACGGCGGCGGUGCCCCUCCCCCGCGCCGUGAGCCCCGUCUGCGUCGUGGCCAGUUCCGCUGCGUCGUCUCCAACCUGCCCCCCAACACCAGCUGGCAGGACGUCAAGGACAUCGGCCGUGAGCACGGCACCGUCACUUUCGCCGACGUUGAUGCUGCGCGCCCCGACGAAGGUGUGAUCGAGUACGACAACCGUGACGACUACGAGCGUGCCCUCGACAAGAUCGAAGGUACCGAGCUGCGAGGCUACAAGUUGCGCAUCGACCCCGCUCGUCCUCCUCGUGAUGAACGCGACCGCAGCCCGCCUCCUCGUCGUCGCGAUGACAGCCCUCCUCCUCGUCGACGUGACGACAGCCGUGAGCCUCGUGACCGCGAGGACAGCCGCGAGCCCGUCCCCGAGCGCAACGGUCGCUACGACAGCCGAAGCCCUCUUCCUCCCCGUGAUGACGACGACGUCCCUCGCCCUCGCGAUGACUAG
This is a messenger RNA of Kalmanozyma brasiliensis GHG001, 795 nucleotides long. Its product is annotated as RNA recognition motif domain protein. NCBI's taxonomy places the organism in Eukaryota, Fungi, Basidiomycota, Ustilaginomycetes, Ustilaginales. The transcript has 2 exons. The record is from RefSeq and is a predicted model, not a curated record. Gene Ontology annotation, cellular component: cytoplasm; ribonucleoprotein complex; nucleus. Gene Ontology annotation, molecular function: mRNA binding. The coding region runs from base 1 to 795 and encodes 264 amino acids.